AUUAACAUCGUUAUUAGAAAAUUGGUUGGCAAAAGUACGAUGACGCACAGUUCAUCCCAUUGCUCGAUCUCCGGACCCCCCAAAGCUCUGCCAACUCACAUACUAAUCCCCACUUGUAUUUUUCUCACACAACACACGCGCACACACACAGCCGAAGCGACAACACAAAUCUCUGAAUUCUGCAUUCUCCGCAUCGGCAUCACUUCUACGUUGACGGGUCAGAUAAGCGGAAAAAUGGAAGCUUCCGUACAUGCAGUCAAAUCAAAAUCUGGAUUUGGCCUCCAGAGCCGGAGGCUUUUGCCAAGCACGACUGAUUUGAGGAGACCAAGUUUUGCAUUUGGAGCAAGCGGUGUUGGCAUGACAAAGAGGAACAAUUGCUGGGGACUUAACGUUGUUUCAAGUUCAAUGGGAACGAGGGGGAGUGUUCGAGGUUUGUUCGGAUUGUCGGCCAAGGCCAGAUCAGUUAGAGUUCAAGCUUCUGAAGGAGAUGUCGAGGAAGUUGCACCUGCCAAAAUCCAAGUGAAAUCAUCUGGAUCAGUGUUGCCAUAUGUUGGUGUCGCUUGUCUGGGGGCAAUUCUGUUUGGAUAUCAUCUUGGGGUGGUUAAUGGAGCUCUAGAGUACCUUGCUAAGGAUCUUGGGAUUGCAGAGAACACCGUGUUGCAAGGUUGGAUUGUUAGCACACUUCUUGCUGGUGCUACUGUUGGUUCAUUUACUGGGGGUUCAUUGGCUGACAAAUUUGGGCGAACAAAGACUUUUGUGUUGGAUGCAAUUCCACUUGCAGUUGGAGCAUUUCUUUGUGCCACAGCUCAAAACAUAGAGACAAUGAUAAUUGGCCGGUUACUUGCUGGCAUUGGAAUAGGCAUAUCUUCUGCUAUCGUGCCACUUUACAUAUCUGAGAUCUCACCUACUGAAAUUCGUGGCACACUUGGAUCUGUCAAUCAGCUGUUUAUAUGCAUCGGGAUCCUUGCAGCAUUAGUAGCUGGUUUGCCUUUGGCGGGGAAUCCUCUGUGGUGGAGGACGAUGUUUGGUAUUGCAGUUAUUCCAUCUGUCUUAUUGGCACUUGGAAUGGCAUUUUCUCCUGAGAGUCCCCGUUGGCUUUAUCAGCAAGGAAGGACUUCCGAUGCUGAAGUAUCCAUUAAAAGGCUAUUUGGAAAAGAAAGAGUUGCUGAAGUUAUGAGUGAUCUCGAUGCAGCAAGCCGAGGUUCCUCCGAACCAGAAGCUGGUUGGUUUGAUCUUUUUAGCAGCCGCUACUGGAAAGUUGUCAGUGUAGGUGCAGCUCUCUUCUUGUUCCAGCAGCUUGCUGGGAUUAAUGCUGUUGUUUAUUAUUCAACUGCUGUUUUCCGCAGCGCUGGAAUUACAUCUGAUGUUGCAGCCAGUGCUCUUGUUGGGGCUGCAAAUGUUUUUGGCACGACUGUUGCAUCCUCAUUGAUGGACAAGCAAGGAAGGAAAAGCCUUCUGCUUACAAGCUUUGCUGGAAUGGCUGCUUCCAUGUUGCUACUUUCAUUGGGUUUUACUUGGAAAGCACUGGCACCAUAUUCAGGCACACUUGCUGUUCUUGGGACUGUUCUUUAUGUAUUGUCCUUUUCUCUUGGUGCUGGUCCUGUGCCUGCUCUUCUACUUCCAGAGAUAUUUGCCUCUCGAAUCAGAGCAAAAGCAGUAGCUUUAUCUUUGGGCAUGCAUUGGAUAUCCAAUUUCGUCAUUGGCCUCUACUUCUUGAGUAUUGUAAAUAAGUUUGGAAUCAGUACAGUGUACCUGGGAUUUGCUUCUGUAUGUCUCCUAGCGGUUAUGUACAUAGCUGGCAACGUUGUGGAAACAAAGGGGCGAUCUUUGGAAGAAAUAGAACGUGCUUUGAGUCCAGCUAUUUGAGACCAGUCUUGUAGCGUGUGAUUUUCCCUCGGCAGCAUGCAGAUGAUAAUACUCUUCCUACUGAUCCGAUAGUUGAGCCCACUAUCUUUCUCUGAAAUUUAUUUUAUAUAGAGCUCAGUGAGUACAUUAUGACACCAUGAUAUGGGUGUUGGAACGGUUAAUGUAUAUUACAUGGACAGUUCUUCACUUGACACUUUGAAUAAACAUUGGCAAGUUUCUCUGAUCUUGCAAAUUCAAAACAGAGAAUUUUAGCUUUA
Messenger RNA from Sesamum indicum (sesame), 2123 nucleotides. Its product is annotated as plastidic glucose transporter 4. The record is from RefSeq and is a predicted model, not a curated record. NCBI's taxonomy places the organism in Eukaryota, Viridiplantae, Streptophyta, Magnoliopsida, Lamiales, Pedaliaceae. Gene Ontology annotation, molecular function: carbohydrate:proton symporter activity. Gene Ontology annotation, biological process: transmembrane transport; carbohydrate transport. Gene Ontology annotation, cellular component: membrane.